This is a messenger RNA of Mercurialis annua (annual mercury), 777 nucleotides long. RefSeq lists its product as uncharacterized. Lineage: Eukaryota; Viridiplantae; Streptophyta; Magnoliopsida; Malpighiales; Euphorbiaceae. The transcript has 6 exons. The coding region runs from base 1 to 720 and encodes 239 amino acids. The record is from RefSeq and is a predicted model, not a curated record.
AUGGCUCCAGAGACUGUUAAGCUAAUUUGGUCUGAUGAGGCCAAUUUGUUAGUACGACUAUCAAACUGGCGAGAUGUCAUUGUGCUCUCCACAUAUGGCAAUAUUCUUUGCUCUAGUAAUAAUGAUGAGGGUUACACAUUUAUAGGUGAGGAGUUUGAUUCGAAUGGUGUAUUUAUUCAUAUAGAGAAGCUUGGUUGGAAUUCCAGAAGAAUUCGUUCCAAAAUUGCUAUAAAUGCCUGCCUUGAUACUAUUUGGAAUGUGUUAACUGAUUAUGAGAAAUUGACUGAUUUUAUCCCGGGUCUUGCUGUCAGCAAAUUACUUGACAAGAAACAUAAUUUCGCUCGUCUCUACCAGGUUGGACAACAAAGUUUGCCGUUGGGAUUGAAAUUCACUGCCAAGGCUGUUUUGGAUUGUUUUGAAAAAGAGGUUGCGAUUUUUACUUCUGGAAAAAGGCGAGAUAUUGAGUUUAAGAUGACCGAAGGCGACUUCCAAUUUUUUGAUGGAAAAUGGUCUAUUGAACAGGUCACCAAAUCAAGAUCUGAAGAAUUUGACGACUCAGUUGGUAAAGAAUUUGAAACAAGUCUUUCAUAUUUUGUUGAUGUAAAGCCAAAGCUAUGGCUGCCUGUUCACUUAGUUGAGGGUAGACUAUGCAAAGAGAUACAAACAAACCUCUGUUGCAUCCGCCAAGAAGCACAAAAGAUUAUUUUCCAUACUCAAUAAUGACUCCAAUAAGAGCAAUUACUAUAUCAAAUUAGCAAACACACAAACAAACAUGUG